AUGCAGUCAGUGAGCGGUUACACGCUCACGGAGCUUCUCGGCAAAGGCACCUAUGGUGAGGUAUUUAAGGUCAUUAAUCGGAAUAUCGUCCAUAUGGAUAUUAAGCCGCAGAACAUCCUCCUCACCUCCUCUAGCCCUCCCAUCCUCAAGCUCACGGAUUUUGGAUUUGCACAAUCCCUGAAGGAUACAGUAAAGAUGGGAGAGGUCCGCGGUUCCCUCCUCUACAUGGCUCCCGAGAUUUACUGCUAUGGAAUAUACGAUAAAUCCUGUGAUCUCUGGUCGGUCGGUGUGAUUCUCUUUGAGUGUCUCUUUGGCCGUGCCCCCUUUGCUUCUGCAACUGUGGAUGAGCUGAAGGCCAAACUAAUCGACAAGUCGCCGGUGGAGAUUCCCCUUUCACCGCCAAUAAGUGAAGACUGUCGGAAUCUCCUCUCUCGCCUACUGAAGCGAGAUCCAGGCCAACGUAUUCAUCACGAACAAUUCUUCAAUCAUCCCUUUAUAGACCUUCCAUACGCGCCUUGUCCCGAGAGUCUUCUAAGAGCCGUAAGUCUACACUUCACCUUCUAA
Dibothriocephalus latus is the source of this 564-nucleotide messenger RNA. The record is from the annotation of a GenBank genome assembly. NCBI's taxonomy places the organism in Eukaryota, Metazoa, Platyhelminthes, Cestoda, Diphyllobothriidea, Diphyllobothriidae.